Molecule: messenger RNA, 456 nt
Organism: Prorocentrum cordatum
Lineage: Eukaryota; Dinophyceae; Prorocentrales; Prorocentraceae
Source: the annotation of a GenBank genome assembly
ACGUUCCAGCAGGCGGGCCAGAUCUCGCAGUUCUGGCUCUUCCAGGAGCGGAGCGGCUACUCCCGCGGCAUGGGCGUGGUGCAGUACGAGACGGCGCGGGAGGCGAGCCGGGCCGUGCAGAGGUUCUCGGGAGCGGAGGUCGGCGGGCGCGUGCUCUACGCCAAGCUGGACGAGCGGGGCCUCCUGCAGCAGGCGCAGGCCGCCCAGGUCGGCCAGGAGCACGCCGAGUGGGACGGCGGGUGGUCGGGCGGCGGCAGCAGCAAGGGCUACGGCGGCUACCAUCGGGCGGGAGCAAGGGCUGUGGCUGGAGCAAGGGGUACAGCAGCAGGGGCGGCGGCUACGGCGGCUACACCGGCAGCUACGACCAGGGCGGCUACGACUCCAACAAGGGCGGCUACGACAAAGGCGGCUAUGACAAGGGCGGCUACUCGAAGGGAGGCAAGACGGUCGCGAAAG